AUGGCGUCUCCCAGGGGCGGCGGUUGGUCGGGCCCAGGCCGGCGCCGGCCGCCCCCCGGCGCAGUAGCGGCGGUGGCGGCCGAGGGCGCGGAGCCCGCCGGGGCCGAGGGCCUGUACGUGGCCGUGGAGCGCUGCCCGCUCUGCAACACCACGCGCCGCCGCCUCACCUGCGCCAAGUGCGUCCGCGGCGGAGACUUCGUCUUCUUCGACGGCCGCGACUCGGAGCGGUUUUCCGAAAAGAAGGAGAGAUUAAAGCACCUUAGAAGCAAACAGCAUGAAUUCCAGUCCCAGUUGUUAAAAGCUAUGGAGGGGAAAAAGAUAACUGACCAACUGAGAUGGAAAAUAAUGUCUUGCAAGAUGCGGAUUGAGCAACUGAAGCAAACAAUUUGCAAAGAAAACGAAGAAAUGUCCAGAAAUUCUGAGUGGCUUCUUCGAAUUAGAGAUGAGAACCAGAAGCUUUACCGCAGGGCGCAGCGCCAUCAGGAGAAGAAGGAGAAGAUCCAGAGGCACAACCGCAAACUUGGGGAGGUGGUGGAGAAGAGGAACUACGACCUGAGAGGCCAGCACGAGCAACUGGCCAACCUCCGGCGAUCACAUGUCCUGGAACUGACCUCGAUCAUCUUCCCGAUUGAGGAGGUCAAGAUUGGCAUGAGGGACCCCGCGGACGUGUCCUCCGAGAGCGACAGCGCCAUGACUUCGAGUACCGUGAGCAAGCUUGCGGAAGCGAGGCGGACCACCUACCUGUCCGGGCGAUGGGUGUGCGACGACCACAACGGCGACACCAGCAUCGGCAUCACUGGGCCUUGGAUAACGCUCCCCAACAACGGCGAUUAUUCCGCCUACUACAACUGGGUGGAAGAGAAGAAAACCACUCAAGGGCCAGACAUGGAGCAUAACAACCCUGCGUACACCAUCAGCGCUGCUCUGUGCUAUGCAACUCAGCUUGUCAACAUUUUAUCGCAUAUACUUGAUGUAAACCUGCCUAAGAAGCUGUCCAACAGUGAGUUCUGCGGGGAAAACCUCAGCCGGCGGAAGUUUACGUGGGCAGUGAAAAAACUGAACGCCAACAUCCUUUACCUUUGCUUUUCCCAGCAUGUCCACUUAGACCUCCUGCACCCUCUGCAUACACUCAGGAACCUGAUGUACCUGGUCAGCCCCGAGACAGAACACUUGGGAAGGUCCGGGCCGUUCGAGAUCAGCGCUGAUCUGGAAGACUCCAUGGAGUUUGUGGAUCCCAGCGGCGCCAGCGAAACGGACGAGAGCGGGGACGAGCGCAUCAGCGACGAAGAGACGGACCUGGGGACGGACUGGGAGAACCUGCCCAGCCCGCGCUUCUGCGACAUCCCUUCCCAGCCGCUGGAAAUGCUGCAGAGCCAGAGCACCCAAGCUUCGCAGCCCAUUGCCAGCAGCAGCGCCGGCGGCAUGAUCUCCUCCGCGGCGGCCUCCGUGACCUCUUGGUUCAAGGCGUACACCGGGCACCGCUAAGGAACGGUUGGACCUUCCUGGGUGGGGGAGCGCUCCCUUCCCACGACCCGCCAUCACUGUAGUAGGCCUGACCUAUUCAGUUAAGCAAGUAGUGCCUGGAGCAAGAAGGGUCAGACCCCCCUCGUUGCAUACGCCCCUGGACGCUCUCGAUUCGCCCCAGCGGACGGCAUCGGCCGUGUUUUGUAAACGCCUCUUGCCAUACAUUUCAAACACCUGGAACGGAACUCGGCACCUGUGAGUCCCGUCUGUUUUGCUGGGGAGAGGAAGGAGGAGGAGCAGCAUCCCGUCUGUGGGUUUUGUUUUAUUUUAUUUUUAGUUUAGCCUUUAAAAAAGGAAACGGGCUGCAGGUACGUGACCUGGCCAUCGCUUGAAGCACGAAGGCUGAAGGAGAACCGGGAAAGGAAAGCCAUUUCACCGCCCCGCCAAUGCCCAAUGCAUCCGGUCAGUUCCUAACCGGGUUCUUGGGUCUCUUUGUCUUUUAAGUUUGCGUCCCUCACAAAGGCACAGGUAAAUUCUGCAGCGCAAAUGCACAUUUCGAGAGCCUUCCGGCGAGAUGGGCACAGGACGCAUUUUUAUGUGGUUUCUAAUCUCUUGUUGCCAUAAUUUUAAUACAGAAAAUCUCGGUUCCGCAAACUCAAUAGAUCUUUUUUUCCUCCUUUUUUUCCUUUUCUUUAAAGAAGAAAAGAAUUGGUGGUAGGUUAUGCCUUUUUUGCCUCUGUGUGUGUGCGUGCGUGCGUGCAUGCGCGCACGCUGUGUUCUUUCAGUAGUAGAUUCGUCUGAACGUUUUCCACUUCGAGGCUCCCUAGUCUGGCUAACACACACACCAAAGAAAGACUGGACCGUAAUAACUUGCCAAUACAGAACAAACCUUUGGCUCUCCCUACGGUUUGUCCCUUCUCACAAAUUCUCUCGUGUGAAGAGGAGCCACAAUUCUUUUGCCAUUUCGUUGCGCGUGCUCCUUGCCCCUUGUGCUUCUGGAAAGGCAAUACUUCCGGGACAGGAGUGUGAGGAUUGUUUCCUCCUGUUCCCCGUCCCCACUCGGUUAAAAUCUCAAGAGACCCUUCCCCUCCUCCUCCGUCCAGUUAGGCGUCUUGUUGGAUGUAGCGUCUUGGACGUCAGCCCCUUUUUCUAAGCAGGCAGGCUUGCCCUUGCGAAUUCCUUGGCCUAUCCCGGCGAGGGUCCCUCCUGCCCGUUCAGCUCUCUUUAGGAAGUCCACGCUUCGGCUAGGUCCGGCUCAGACGCCAGGGAAGUCAGUUCACGGGACGAAGCGCUCGUGCUCCCAAGCCAAGGUGUGCUGUGACCGCUCCGCCCCAAGGCCCCCUGCGUGGGUGGGUGCGGGGGGCAGUUUCACAUCCCCCUUCCCAACAAAAAGCGUACGUGUUGGGUGGGGAGGCACGUGUCCAGAGUUUGAUCCGGAGCUGAACUAGGACAACAUACGCAGAACUCGUAUGUCCACAUUCAAGGACAGCCUUCCCUUCCUGUUCUUCUUCUUUAACAUUUCGGCUGACGUUUCCUCUCCCCAAUGGCUGAAAACAUUGGCUUCGCAUCUACGGAGGCCUGUCUUGAAAGACUCCUCCCCCCACCCCACCCCACUCUUGACAGCGCCAGUCUUGGGCCGCUUUUCUGCCCUGGUGCCAAAUCAUACUUGCAGCAGGGCGUGUGGCGCCGUAGCAUGGGAGAUCCUUUCUGUCGAAGAACCCCCCACCCCUGCCCCAAUUAAAAACCUUGCCGAGCAAAAAGCUGCCGAGGUGGAGAUUUCCACCCCGGGACCCACGUUCACCUGACGAGUCUCCUUCAAGCUGCUGCGUCACCUUCGAUUUGGCCGUCGUCAGACCGUGUCCCACGGCUCACUUGCAUUCAAUUCCUUCGAUAGAUUGCCCCGAUUUGGCCUGGCUGGGGCGCAAGGGCAUGCGUGAGGAGGAUCGAAGCAACUUUAAUUAGCAGGUCGGCGGCGUCCCCACUCGGGCAGGCGGGAAUCCGUUGGGGGAGGCUUUUGUUCUACGAAUUUCUGUUACUAAACCAAAGAUCCCUUCUAGUUCUGUGUUCUGCUUUAAAAAAUCCAUCGGGUGACAUUUCUCAGUCCACGGACUCGUUUGGAAGAGUAUAUUCCAGCCUGCGUCAUUUCAGGCUCCUGUUAAGCCACCAGAGACCGAUCAAGGCUUUGCCUCUCCUGUCUCUAAAAAUGAAGCGGGAGGGGAAGGUUCUUAGAAGAAAAGCACUUUAUUAGUUGCAGAUGACAUGGGCUGCUUAACGUCGGGGCUCACACCUGCUAGCAGCGUGACUCCUGCGCACCAGCCCUUUCCCCAUGUAAAUAUUUUUACAUCUCCCCUUUUCUUCCCCUUUUUUUGGUUGUGUAUGGACCUUUGCUGCUUAUUUAUGGUUCGGUUGAAAAAAAGAAAGAAAGAAACCCUCCUAAUAUACAUGCUAGGAAGCCAUUUUCCAAUUCACCCCAGCAAACAGCCGGUAAGCCACGACCCCUUCGUCCCCAUCUUAAAAGGACGGCUCCUUUCUGCAAUAGUGUAGCACUCGUUCGGAGUUCACGAAGGGAUUUACUUCCCCGGGGUUGUAAUAGGAUAGAGUGUCGCAUCCUUUCAAGUAGAUCCUUUUGUAAUGCCUUUUUUUCUCUUUUCCUCCGGGGUGUGUGCGUGUUUUUAAACAAAAGAAAUGUUUUUACACACAUAUAGGCGAUCUAGAGAAACUGGGAGUGUGUGUGUGUGUAUGUGUCCAAAACUUAGUGCAAUUAAGAAAAGUUGGUUGUUCUGCUUCAUAUGGCAGGGAGAAGACCGCCAUGAACAGAUAUCCCGGGUAAAGACGGACAGUUAAGCGUUUUGUGUGAUCCUGAUUGUAAUGUUGCAAAGGCAGCGUUGCAGAUUUAGGGCGAAGACUCUCAAAGACGGCGAGUGGAGCAUCUUUUUGAGAGAUCUUGGUCUCGCAGUGCCAGUUUAAAACUAGUAGGGUUCUAACUAAACACAGAUAUGUGGGGUUUUUUUUAAAAAAAGAAAUAGUUAUUGUAUUACUGCAAUAAAUCUUUAACUGGAGUUUUUCUAA
Elgaria multicarinata webbii is the source of this 4533-nucleotide messenger RNA. It is a transcript of the gene ATG14, whose product is annotated as autophagy related 14. Gene Ontology annotation, biological process: autophagosome assembly; mitophagy; cellular response to starvation. The transcript is spliced from 10 exons. NCBI's taxonomy places the organism in Eukaryota, Metazoa, Chordata, Lepidosauria, Squamata, Anguidae. The record is from RefSeq and is a predicted model, not a curated record. The coding region runs from base 1 to 1485 and encodes 494 amino acids. Gene Ontology annotation, cellular component: extrinsic component of phagophore assembly site membrane; phosphatidylinositol 3-kinase complex, class III; autophagosome.